AUGCAAUACUCUAUAAGCUCGUAUUUCAGAGGUAACAAUUACAGUACUUACACGGAACUUGCAUAUAAAGAUAUUUACAAAGCCGGUAAAACUAGUAUGGUUAGUAAAGCCGUCAAGGUUAUCACCAAAUCAAAUACUUCCUUUAAUGCUAUUGAAGAUGUGAUAUCAAUACCUCUUACCUCUAUUGAUGACCUUGCAAAUGUACCAUUAGUACAUUUAAUUCGAGAGAAGCUAUCCCUAGAGUCUGGAGUAAAACUUAUCUCCCGAAUUUGCCAUGAUAUUGUGAUCUGCAUUCCAUAUGAUAAUAUUUAUAGUGUCGAUUAUUUGAUUAAACAAUUAUACAUACGAAUGCGAAGCGUCCCAACAGGAAUGACUGCUAUAUUCGCAUUUCGUCACUUUAAAAAAAUUUGUACUAGCAAAUCUGGAGAGAAAUAUAUACCUGUCAAGGACGAGUUUAACAGCAACAUCUAUAGUUUUGAAGCUGAGACCGCUAGAAUUGAUAUUACUGACGAUAACAACUGGGAUGUGAUUAAUAACAACGGCAGUGAAUCUUACCCUAUAUUUGCCCAUAAUAUAAUUAUACCGAGAACUUUCCAUACAUCACUAUUACCAGAGUUAGCAAAACGUUACAGAGGAGGUAGAUUUCCAAUUGUUUGUUGGAAGGAAAAAGAUACUAAUUGUUUCCUGCUAAGAUCGGCUUAUAUGAUAGAAUCAAGAGAUGAUAAAUAUUUAGUACAGUUAGAUGAAUGUCGGUGGCUACAAAUGAUAAGUAAGAUCAUUCAGAAAGCUGUGGAAAUGGCUUUAAUAAUUGCCAAGUGCUCAGCUUCAGUAAUCGCCAGCUUUGAAGAUGGGCAAGAUUUUACCGCUCAGGUUACUAGUUUAACUCAAUUACUGCUCGACCCAUACUAUAGAACAAUGGAUGGCUUUCAAGUCUUAAUUCAAAAAGAAUGGUCAGAAAUUGGCCACCCAUUUUGUAAGCGCAAUCUGCCUUUCCUUCGUAGAGAUAAGGAAGCUGAAGGACCCGUAUUUAUUCAAUGGCUGGACUGUGUUUACCAGAUAGUAACUCAAUUUCCUUAUUUGUUUGAAUUUACUCCGAAUUUCCUCCAUGAUAUAGCAUAUCACGUUUAUUCAUGUCGCUUUGGAACAUUCUUGAGUAAUGACGUCUUUGACGAUGAGAAGACUUUAAUUACUGAAUAUAAAGAACUGUGUAAUACAUUGGACAUCAAAUUUGAUAAGAAAUUGUAUAUUGAUGCGCAUCUUAAUAAUAAUGAGCGAUGUUUGGCUGAAUUAUUUCAAAUAAAACCUAUUCGAAAGGUUAUGCUUAAGAAAAAUGAAAGAAAUAUAAAUCUUGAAUACGAAGAGGAGGAUAACCCACAGUCUUGGAAAACUGCUCCUAAUAUUGAUUUGCACUAUUCAAAUGAAAGCUUAACUGAUUCAAAUGGUACCCCGGAUAAUUCUCUACGCCGUCAAACAAUCAAUUUUGUUUAUAUUUUACAACGAAAAGGUUCAAAGUGUUAUUUAAAUAGAAUGAACCAAAACGACAAUGGUUAA
Trichoplax adhaerens is the source of this 1551-nucleotide messenger RNA. RefSeq lists its product as uncharacterized. The record is from RefSeq and is a predicted model, not a curated record. The transcript has 16 exons. Bases 1 to 1551 code for a protein of 516 amino acids. Lineage: Eukaryota; Metazoa; Placozoa; Uniplacotomia; Trichoplacea; Trichoplacidae.